This is a messenger RNA of Cyprinodon tularosa, 462 nucleotides long. RefSeq names its product serine/threonine-protein kinase pim-3-like. Gene Ontology annotation, biological process: negative regulation of apoptotic process; regulation of mitotic cell cycle; protein autophosphorylation. The transcript is spliced from 4 exons. Gene Ontology annotation, cellular component: cytoplasm. The coding region runs from base 1 to 462 and encodes 153 amino acids. Lineage: Eukaryota; Metazoa; Chordata; Actinopteri; Cyprinodontiformes; Cyprinodontidae. Gene Ontology annotation, molecular function: ATP binding; protein serine/threonine kinase activity. The record is from RefSeq and is a predicted model, not a curated record.
AUGCAAACAGAACUGCAAGAACUUCAGCCACCUCAACGCUGGACAAGAUCACUCUGUGUCCGUAGAGUUUGUGAGAGAGUACCAAAAGCUGAGUUUGAAAGAAAAUACAAACAUCUUGGACUGAUUGGCAUAGGGGGCUUCGGGUCCGUCUACGCUGGCCUUCGCCUGGAGGAUUCAUUACCGGUGGCCAUCAAGUACAUAGACAUGAGGAUAGGUCAAAUCAGACUGAGUGAAGUGGACAGUGUUCCCCUGGAGGUGGCCCUCAUGCAGAAAGCCGGAGGUGAGCCGAAUGCUGUGGGGGUGUUUGCUGCCGUCACCCUCCUGGACUGGUACAAUGUGGAUCAGAACCUGGUCAUUGUAAUGGAAAGGCCACCAGCAUCCAUGAAUCUUGUGGAAUACGUGACCUGGAGUGGAGGUCGCCUGGAGGAAGAUGAGGCCAGAGUAGGGAGGCUGGAGGUUUGA